AUGGCAGAUGCUAAAUCUGCCGCCACUACUGUCGGCAUGGUCUUCCAGUCGUUCAACCUCUUCGCCCACAAGACCAUCCUCGAGAACGUCACUCUCAGCCCAGGCAAGGUGCACGGGCUAUCCCACGCCAAGGCCGACAAGCGCGGCAUUGAGCUGCUCGAAUGUCGCGUAACCAUUGGCCAGGCGCUGGCUAUGCAACCGAAAGCCAUGCUCUUCGGCAAGCAGCCCUUGACCCUCAACCCAGACAUGAUCAACGAGGUGCUUGACGUGAUGAUCGAACUUGCCCACGACAGCAUGGCCAUGGUUGUGAUCACCUAUGAUAUAAGGCGUGCCUGA
This is a messenger RNA of Phialemonium atrogriseum, 336 nucleotides long. Its product is annotated as P-loop containing nucleoside triphosphate hydrolase protein. The coding region runs from base 1 to 336 and encodes 111 amino acids. The transcript has 2 exons. Lineage: Eukaryota; Fungi; Ascomycota; Sordariomycetes; Cephalothecales; Cephalothecaceae. The record is from RefSeq and is a predicted model, not a curated record.